Molecule: messenger RNA, 1832 nt
Organism: Hemicordylus capensis (graceful crag lizard)
Lineage: Eukaryota; Metazoa; Chordata; Lepidosauria; Squamata; Cordylidae
Gene: TIMM50
Product: translocase of inner mitochondrial membrane 50
Exons: 11
Coding region: 163-1365 (400 amino acids)
Molecular function (GO): phosphoprotein phosphatase activity
Source: RefSeq, a predicted model, not a curated record
CUGGCCUCCCGCAGCUUCCUGGCUUGCUUCUCCCGAUUGGUUGAGACCUUCCGGGGGGGGGAUGGUAGCCCACGUCCCAUUUUCGCUUCCUAAUUGGCUGUGAGGAUUAAAAAAAAAAAAAACUAGCGGACGCAUGCGCCUUUCGCUGCCUCGCGAGGAAAAAUGGCGGCGGCGGCCGCUCGCGCCUUCACUGUGGCGGCUUCGGCGGGCGGGCAGCGCGCCCUGAGGGGAGGCGGCCGUUGUGCAGCCGCAAGAAUAGCAGGCGGCUCCGGCUCCUGCUGGCGGUGGCGGCGACGAGGUGCCUGGACGCCGGCCCCGGGGCGGACACUGACCUCGGGGGCUCCCUCGCAGGCGGUGGGGGCGGGGCUGACGGAGGCGGUCCUGCGGGAUGCGGUCAGGCAGCGGCAGCAGUCAGCUGAAGGUGGAGAAGGGAAAAGUUCUGGCUCUGAUGAGCAGCAAGAGAAGAAACGGAAGGAAAAUACUGCUUAUGCAAAGAAGAUGGUGCUGAGGAUAGCUGGGCUUAUGGGAGCUAGUAGUGGCAUAGCAGUUAUUUAUAUAUUUGGUAGUAAUUCAGUGGACGAGCAUGGUGUCAAGAUUCCUGAUGAAUUUGACAAUGAUCCAGUGGUGAUUCAGCAGUUCCGAAGGGCGUACAAAUAUUUCAAAGAUUACAGACAGAUGAUCAUAGAGCCCACCAGUCCUAAACUGCUUCCAGACCCCCUGAAAGAACCCUACUACCAGCCCCCUUACACCCUCGUCAUUGAACUCACAGAUGUUCUCCUCCAUCCGGAAUGGUCGCUAGUGACUGGCUGGCGCUUCAAGAAGAGACCAGGUAUUGAUAACCUCUUCCAGCAGUUGGCCCCACUUUAUGAAAUCGUCGUCUUUACCUCCGAGACCGGAAUGACUGCCUUCCCCCUCAUUGACAGUGUGGAUCCUCAUGGGUUCAUCUCUUACCGGCUUUUCCGUGAUGCCACUCGUUACAUGGAUGGGCAUCACGUUAAGGAUAUCUCCUGUCUGAACAGAGACCCAGCCAAAGUGGUGGUGGUGGACUGCAAGAAGGAGGCCUUCCACUUGCAGCCCUUCAACGGCAUGGCGCUGAAGAAGUGGGAUGGGAACUCGGAUGACCGGACGCUCUUUGACCUUGCUGCCUUUCUGAAGACCAUUGCCUUGAGUGGUGUAGAAGACGUCCGGACCGUGUUGGAGAACUACUCCUUGGAAGAGGACCCCCUGGAGGCAUUUAAACGCAGGCAGUCCCAGCUGGAGCAGGAGGAGCAGCAGCGUCUCUCCGACCUCUCCCAGCACAAGAAGCAGCAGCUCUUCCUGGGCUCCCUGGCAAGCCGGCUGUGGCCUCGCUCCAAGCAGCAGUGACGCCGGUGCCCGCCAGUGCCGCCUCGGCCGCUCCAGUCCCUUGCCUGCGGGAGCGCCCACCUCUGCAGAAAGUUGCACCAGGGGACACAGACUCUGGCCAAAGAGGGCCCACAUCAGGGGUCGCGAGAGGCAGCCCAUCCACCCCAGGCUCCUCUCCGUUCCAGCCGCGAUCUCUUUUUGGAGGUCUGGAGAACUGUGUUCAGGCUCGAGCCCUUUUCCGGGAGAUGGAACUCUCCCAGAGUGGGAUCUGUGUUGACCCAUUGGGCAGCUUUCCUGUGCAGCCAAGGAAGCGUGUGUCCCCACUAGAGCCAGGAAAGGAGCGAGGAAAGUCUCUGCUUCUAGGUAGCUCCUGGAUCCACCUUUCACGCAUCUCUAUCAUGUUCCCUUCAGACUUCAGACCACGCCGCUCUUCUGUUGGCACAAAUGGAAAUGAAUGUGGGGGUUACUCAAAUAAAUGGUCACCUUUA